AUGUUUCAAGAAUCUCAGGGAAUGCCGACAGGGCCGCCUCCAGCCUACGAAGCGAUCGUGGCUUCGAGCCAAAGAACUCCGGCUCAGGAGAAGGCUACGAGCGAACGAUCUCUGGCCCUAUCAGACCAAAGCUACUCUUCCGUAGACGAAAACGAUGAGAUCCUACAAACCGCUCUCGACUUCAGCCAUCACGCUCCAUCAGCUCAAAUCUCCCGCCAACGACUUCCCGGUCCGGUCGCUAUACCGCAAACUGCUGGCGCUACAGGAAUGCCUUUCAUCAGAGCCUACGCCCCCGUCCUACAGAGCCAUGGGGUUAGCAUGAAGGAGUUCGUAGAAUUUGUUGACAACUUCAAUAUCGUCUCGGCUAGCAGUCCACCACUUCAAGUCCUCGACCUUGCCAGUGGCGCGAUCGGCAUGAUACCCAUGGGCCACGCUCAGGCCAUAUCAGCGGGUGUACAAGCUCUUGUGAAGAUUGGUGAUGCCGUGCAGAUGAAGACGAGAGCAGGUUUAUUCGUCAAGAAGAGUAAUACUGAUUUCUUCCAUCCUCGGGGUCUUAAGCUGGAGCUGUUGACUAGUGCGGCUUUGAAGGCGAAGCUUGGGAUGGAUCCUGCGACUCCGAUUGCAGGGGAUAUUGGGCAGAGCGAAGGACUGAAUGCCACCGAGCGGAAGCUUGCGGGUCUCCAGGGAGCUAUCGCGCCGCUAGUCUUUGAUGUGCCGUCGCCGAAUGAGCCGACGAAUGUCUUGGGUAAGAUUACUGCGAAGCAGCAGGUCAGUAAUGCUAAGCGAGCAGACAAGAAAGCUCUGAAGUCUAGGGAGAAGUAUGUCGAGAUGUCCCAGGAUGUGGAUGAGAAGCUUCGCAAAAGAACCGAGAAAGUGGAGGAAGAAUACGAGAUGCUUGAUUGCGAACGGGAGAAGAUCGAGCGGAAGCGGGAUAGGGAGAUGGAGAAGGUGGCGAGGAAGGAAAAGGAUGGUCCAAAGUGGGCGAGGGAGGAAGGCAAGGUGAUGAAGGAAUUUGAGAAGGAUAUGAGGAAGUUGGAGGAGGAUCAUGAGAAGGUGAGGGAGAAGUAUGAGGGGAAGGUUGGGAAGAGGGAGGGGAAGCGAGUCAAGAAGGAUAAGGAGGCGAGGAGGGCGGAAAAGGGGGUUUGGUUGGUGAUUGACAGUAUAUGA
Recurvomyces mirabilis is the source of this 1167-nucleotide messenger RNA. RefSeq lists its product as uncharacterized. The record is from RefSeq and is a predicted model, not a curated record. NCBI's taxonomy places the organism in Eukaryota, Fungi, Ascomycota, Dothideomycetes, Mycosphaerellales, Teratosphaeriaceae. The transcript has a single exon. The coding region runs from base 1 to 1167 and encodes 388 amino acids.